UGAUGCAACUCAUCACUAUGAAGUUGUGCAGCUGCAGCUGUUCUGUCAAUGAUCAUAGGGAGGCGUGAUCACUCCGCCUUUGACACCUUGCACCGUAUUUAUUUAGGGCUUCUAUAUGAAAAUAGACACGCCUUAUCUCUCUAUAUGAGGUUUAGUUUGAAAGAGGAAGUUUAGCUGCUAUUACGUUGCACUCGCUGCUCGUUCUUUUCGCAGUUUUUUUUUACUGAGGCAUCAGUGGCGUAUUAUCGCUUCAAUUGAGCAAGUGAAGAUUCUAUCAUAGCCUAUCCACCUCCGCCAAGGCCUCUGACAUCGCAAGGCCUUCGUGGAUGAAGAGAACUGCCAGAGUAACAUCAUUGAUUAUACAACAUAUCUGCUUCCUUUCAUUCUUAUUAUAAGUAGAUUGAUUCAAUAAGACAGAUGAGCUCGUUUUACGACAGAAAAGACCCUAGUGAGUUAGGGCUGGAAGAGGAACUGAGUCAAGUAAACUGCCAAGAUGAGUUGGAGUUUGAUUACCUGUUUGAAUAUGAACCACCUUGCAACAACUUUCCCGGGGAAGAUCAAGCAGAUGAGCCAAAUCUCUCCUCACUGAGAGUCCUCAGUGUUGCAUCUCAUCUGGCAUACCCCCUGGAGGAGACUUCCCCCUACGACAUCAAGUGCAGCGAGCACAACCCAGAGAGCCUUUCUGGUUAUGAACACCUGGAGGCUAAAAACUACCUGGACCACACCAGGCCUGGGGGUAUCGCCCUGAGCCCCAGGAUCGAGAUCACUCCGUCACGUGAGCUCUACAGCCAUGGACGAGACUCCCUACAGAACCACCCUCUGAACAUCAGUCCCCGGCCCACUCUGACCGUCCCUGGCCACGACAGCCUGGUAUACCGAGAGCCCCAGUGCCUGAGCCCAGCCAGCAGCAACUCCUCCACCAGCUGGCACUCGGAGAGCUAUUCCCCCUGGGCCUCCCCUUGCGUGUCCCCAAGUAGUGGCCAGACCGGGGCCGGAGACCUCUGCCCCCGCUUCCAGAACAUCCACACCGCCUCCCCCCGCACAUCCCCAGGUACUUCCCCCCAUACUGAGGAGGGCUGUCUCGGCCCCCGUUCGCCCUCCCCAUCCAUUAGGCCAGGAUCCCGCUCCACCUCGCCACAGGGCAAGCGCACCUACGACAUGUACAGGAAUCCCAGCCUGGUCACUGGGAUCCGUUCCCGCAGUCCCUCCCCACACGGGGGCCACGGGGAGCACUCCCAACAGAAUGCAAGUGCCCAUUACGGGACCCCCAACAGUAUGGCUAAGGCCAUGAACGGCUACGGCACUGUCCAGCCUGGUCUGGUCCCCACCAAGGUAGUGAAGACGGCCAACCAGGCGUACGCCCUCUACCCAGAGAACCACAGGGAGGUCAACUACCUGGUGUCCUGUGAGCAAGACGUUAAGAGUAAAACUGGGGCGGAGUCCUUCUUUGUGAUCCCUCCCAUCUGGACCAAGCAGCUGGUCCCCAACCUCUGCAGCAUCCCAUUUUCUUCUCUGCCCCCUCUGGAAUGGCCUGUCCCCAGCCAUACAGACCAGUACGAGCUCCAUGUUGACGUGCAGCCCAAGCCUCAUCACCGAGCCCACUAUGAGACAGAGGGGAGCAGGGGAGCGGUCAAAGCCCCCACUGGAGGUCAUCCUGUCGUCCAGUUGCAUGGCUACAGGGGUAAGGAGCCCCUAGGCCUUCAGAUCUUCAUCGGGACUGCAGACGACAGGAUCCUGAAGCCUCACGCCUUCUACCAGGUCCACCGUAUCACGGGCAAGACGGUCACCACCACCAGCUACGAGAAGAUUAUCAACUCCACCAAAGUUCUGGAGAUCCCUCUGGAGCCCAAGAACAACAUGAAAGCGAUAAUCGACUGUGCUGGGAUCCUGAAGCUCAGGAAUGCUGACAUUGAGCUAAGGAAGGGCGAGACGGACAUCGGACGGAAGAACACUCGUGUGCGCCUGGUGUUCCGUGUCCACAUACCCCAACCCAAUGGGCAACACAUCUCACUGCAAGUUUCCUCCCAUCCAAUCGAGUGCUCCCAGCGGUCGGCCCAUGAGCUACCAAUGGUGGAGAAACAAGACAUGGAUAGCUGCUCUGUCCUGGGAGGUCAGCAGAUGAUCUUGACGGGCCAGAACUUCAGCUCUGACUCCAAAGUCAUCUUUAUGGAAAAAACCCAUGAUGGACAGCAGAUUUGGGAGAUGGAGACAACAGUAGACAAAGAUAAAUGUCAGCCUAGUCUGCUGUUCGUUGAGAUCCCUUCCUAUCGUGACCCAUCUAUCUGCCAUCCUGCCAAAGUGAACUUCUAUGUCAUCAACGGGAAGAGGAAGCGCAGCCAGCCACAGCACUUCACAUUCACCCCACUGGCAGUUCCCUCCAUUAAAACAGAGCCUGUGGAUGACUAUCCUUUCACCAUGCCCCAGAUCCUGGGUGUUUCCCCGCAGUCCUACUACCACCACAGUCCUGUGGGGAUCAUUCACCCAGACAACAGCCUGGUCUCCAGCAUGGCCUCAUGCCAGCAGGUCCGAUCCGGCCUCCCCACACCCGGCCCAGAACCCCGCUUCCAGCAACAGAGCCCAGCCAUUGUGUACACCCGCGGGGGCAAGAGUCUGAGCGGCAGCCCCGAAGGGCUCUACCAGCAGACUGGAGGGAUGGGGAUGAUGCCCGACCCACACCACUCUGUCCUGGUCCACACAGGCUCCCCAGUCCAGCAGCAACACGGAGGGGGCCAGGGCCAACACCCCUCCAUAAUUCAGUUCUCCCCCACCAACCAACACCUGCUCAGGGGAGGCGACCCUCCACCUCUCCAGCCUGACAACCAGCAGCAUAUCAUCUACUGUGAUGGCUUCCCUCAGCAGGCUGGAGCCCAAGCUCACUCCCCUGUCCCAGCCCACUCCCCCCAGCAUUACCCCACCACGGUGAUCCAGCAACAGCCCUACGUGCCCAAGGUGGUGCUCAAGGGCAGGUCUUCCCCUGGAGGGAUGGAAGCCCAGAGAUGCGCCCCUGGAGAGGAGCAGAGAGCCAGCCUCCCUGGAGGACAGGUCACGGUCAAGGAGGAGAACCUGGAUCAGAUGUACCUUGAUGACGGUGAGUUAAACGAGAUCAUAAGGAAGGAUCUGACCGGCGUACAGGCCAGAGGUCAGACAUAGACUACGACAGAACACAGGAAGUGGACAGCUGCAGCUCACUCUUCGUUGCCAUGAGAACCUCUUCUUCUUCCCUGUGUGCCCAUCUCCAUAUAAACCCUACAGUGUAUCAACCCCAGCCACCAGCAGUUUGGCUGCUCUGUCCGUUUCCUUCAAAUAACUGUUUCUCAGCUAAAAUAUUCUCUGCCUUUUACUCAACGCCAAAGAAUGUUCUGCCAAAGACAAUUUUCUUAGUUUUCAGGCCCAAAAGAAACUAGAUUGUGCCUUGUUUUAUUACUAGUUAGGUUUAUCGGAUUCAAAUGGAUGUUUUUCUGUACAAUAAAUAAGAGAGGGUGAAAAUUCCUAAACAAGUCACAAUCAUGGCAGUCGCUGUAACAUUACUGGUUGUUAAACCAAUAUGCAGUGGUGGAAAAAGUCCCCAAUUGUCAUACUUGAGUAAAAGUAAAGAUACUGUACGUUAAUAGAAAAUGGCUUAAGUAA
Molecule: messenger RNA, 3627 nt
Organism: Oncorhynchus keta (chum salmon)
Lineage: Eukaryota; Metazoa; Chordata; Actinopteri; Salmoniformes; Salmonidae
Gene: nfatc2a
Product: nuclear factor of activated T cells 2a
Exons: 10
Coding region: 418-3150 (910 amino acids)
Biological process (GO): regulation of transcription by RNA polymerase II; cytokine production; calcineurin-NFAT signaling cascade
Cellular component (GO): transcription regulator complex
Molecular function (GO): RNA polymerase II cis-regulatory region sequence-specific DNA binding; transcription factor binding; DNA-binding transcription factor activity, RNA polymerase II-specific
Source: RefSeq, a predicted model, not a curated record